Myiozetetes cayanensis is the source of this 8354-nucleotide messenger RNA. It is a transcript of the gene ST6GALNAC3, whose product is annotated as ST6 N-acetylgalactosaminide alpha-2,6-sialyltransferase 3. Gene Ontology annotation, biological process: ganglioside biosynthetic process; oligosaccharide metabolic process. The transcript has 5 exons. Gene Ontology annotation, molecular function: alpha-N-acetylgalactosaminide alpha-2,6-sialyltransferase activity. Bases 313 to 1230 code for a protein of 305 amino acids. The record is from RefSeq and is a predicted model, not a curated record. NCBI's taxonomy places the organism in Eukaryota, Metazoa, Chordata, Aves, Passeriformes, Tyrannidae.
CGCUGCGCGGGAGCGUCCUGGAGCUUACGAAAAAUACACGCUGGAGCCAUGAAUCAAACUCCGUCAUGUGACGGGAGGGGAGGUGCUGGGCUGGCUCCCAGCCAGUGGUAGGAGCUGAUGGGUGGAACAAACGGGGCAUAAAAAGACUGAUAUGACUAACGGAUCCUGGAUGCGUGGUGCCUCUUGUUUGGAUCUGCGGGAAUGUAGGCUCUAGCAGUUCUGCGGCUCUGCCAGCCUUUUGCCUGACACUGGAACUGCUGCUCACAAAAGUAGAAUCCUGCUGCUCUGUGGUAGGAGGGAUAGAGAAAGAACAUGGCCUGCAUUUUGAAGAGGAAGUCCAUUGUUGCUGUGAGUUUCGUUGCAGCAUUCCUCUGCCUGAUCAUCAUCCGCCUCACAAAUGAAGUAACUUUCCCUUUGAUCCUAAACUGCUUUGGACAAACCAGUGUCAAGUGGAUCCCAUUUUCCAAUGGCCAGAGGCAUCCUCUGAGAACUCAUUAUGGAUAUAUAAAUGUAAAAACACAAGAGCCUCUACAGCUUGACUGUGACCUCUGUGCCGUUGUUUCCAACUCGGGGCAGAUGGCUGGCCAGAAGGUGGGGACCGAGAUAGACAAGUCCUCCUGCAUAUGGAGGAUGAACAACGCUCCCACGAAGGGCUACGAGGAAGAUGUGGGGAAAAGGACGACCGUGAGGGUGGUCUCUCACACCAGCGUGCCUCUGCUGCUCAAGAAUCCCGAGUACUUCUUCAAAGAAACCAACAGCACCAUCUACGUGAUCUGGGGGCCUUUCCGAAACAUGAGGAAGGACGGGAAUGGCAUUGUGUACAACAUGCUGAAGAAAGCCGUCGACAGCUACCCCAGUGCCAAAAUCUACGUGACAACGGAAAAGCGCAUGAGUUACUGCGACGCGGUGUUUAAGAGGGAGACGGGAAAAGACCGAGUCCAGUCAGGUUCAUAUCUCAGUACGGGUUGGUUUACCUUAAUUUUGGCUAUGGAUGCCUGCUAUGGAAUUCACGUCUAUGGGAUGAUAAAUGACACCUACUGCAAGUCAGAAGGCUUUCGUAAAGUUCCCUACCACUAUUACGAGCCAGGAAGAGAUGAGUGUGAGGAAUACUUUCUCCAUGAGAACGCUCCAUAUGGAGGCCAUAGGUUUAUCACGGAAAAGAAAGUGUUUGCUAAAUGGGCCAAGAAGCACACGAUAAUAUUUACACAUCCCAACUGGACAGUGUCUUGAUACUGGUUUUCUUAACUCUCCCUGAGCAGCAUAUUAUAAAAAUGUCUCAGUUUACAAUAGUUUUGCUUACAUGUGGCUGGCCUUUCUCAGCCUAGGUAACAUUAAACUAAAAACCGGACGACAAAGAGGGUGAUGGUUCAGCUGCUAAGCAAAAUUAAUCAUCUGUGGAAGGUAGACACAUUGUUUGUUACUUCUCUUAGGGUUUUACUCCACACUAUGCACUUUAUACUUUAACUGGAUUUUACUUCAAGGCAGGAGCAGUUAAAUACAGAGGAGAUUUCCUGGAUAUACAGGUGCACACAGAGAACAUGGAGAUCCUUUGAAACUUGUCCAUCAUCUCAGAUAUUUAAAAUUAGUAUUUAUAGCUCACUGGCAGUACUGCAGCGCUAGUGAGUGUCCUUUCUAGUAUUAGCAGAAGUUUUCAACAAGAGGAAUAUGAGGAAAAAUAUAGACCUCAAAAAAAAAGAAAAAAAACAACCAAACACCUGAAUACAUUGACACAUGUGAGAACUUGCAUGUAUGGUAAAAUUAGAGAUGAGCUAAACACGGUUCUUGAACUGAUCACAACUCUUGCAUGAGAAGAUACGACUUCCUCAAGUCCUGAGGUGCAGGUCUUCCACCCUGGUCAGGCUGCAGCAUCUGGGACAGUGUAUUUGGUGCUGUUUGAAGCCCUUGUCCCACGGUGCAGCUCCAGCAUUGUGGCACUCAGAAAUGACUGUGCCUUGCAGCCCACGGUGAACCUUUGGCUGUCGUACCAGGUCUGCUGUCAGUAUCCAAACUCAUGAGUGAAAAGUUGUCCUGUGAAUAUCUCCAUUUACUCUAGUUGUGCCUUUGAGUUGCUCCAACAUCCAAGUAACAGUAUUUUGACAGUAUUUCCCAUGGAGCCAUCAUAAUUUGGUUUAGAUCUCCAGUUUCUCCAGCUUUAAAAACAGGGAUAGUGUCUAUCUACCUCACAAGGGAGUUGUGAGGACUAAUUUAAUUUAAUUUAAAGCACUUUCCUGAUGAAGAAUGCUACAGAUCAUUUAUUCUUAAUGCAAAAACAAUGGUACCUGUCAUUUAUUCUUGUCUGUUGGGUAUUUGAAGAAAGUGACAGCAUGUCUGGAUCUGAUGGCGAAUUGUUCUGUGCAUCCACUUUCCUACUGAGGAUAAUUUGUAAUACUGAGUUGUCUCAGCUUGCAUUGCCUCAGAUGAAGUUGAAAGAACUCCCCACCUCACAGCAUUAGCUGCACAUCAAGAGGCAGUUCAAGAAUUUUAAAAUAGACUCAUCUCUAGUUUAAAUAUGUAUUUCCCAGCUCACUGUCGUGGAAAGUUUUCAACUGCAGCAAACUCAAUUGUAAUAUGACCAUAAUCCAACUACACAUGUGAGUUUUAUUUAAACUGUAUUUAAACUAAUGCUUUAAGUUUAGAAUUGUGUCCUAUGAAUAUUUUAACAUCUGGAAUGUCAGAUUCAACACUGUAAUAGCCAAUACUGUGAACACUUGAAGGAAUUACGUGUGGGACAUGUCACACAGGGUUUACUCACGCUACUUAAACAUUAACCAACAGGAAACUUUGUAUGCUUUUGUAAAUCAUGAAAAGGGGAAAGUAAAAAGCUAUUUUUACAUGUAAGUAUUUGUAUACUGACUAUUUCCUAUUGUAUAUUUGUACAUAUAAAUCUAUAUUUUAUAUGUUCAUCGCAUAUAUAUUCUGUCAUCAACAGCUGCAACUCUUAGAAUGGGGAGGAAAUCCCUUCACCACUGUUCCUCCUCCUGACUGUUGGUUCCUUAUUCCUGUUGGUACAUGAUGCCAGGGUAUCAUCUCUGUUACCCCUUCUGUUUUCUACUCUAAAUGCAGCUUUCUGAUUUUAUUUUUUUAAUAUAGCUCAGCUUUCACUGUUUAGUACUCUAAGUAUUCAUGGUGGUUGUCAGACAGAGGCUGGGACCACGCUUAUAAUCCUGGAUAAACAUCUGUAUUUAAAUACAGGCUUUGUCCCAGACUUCUUGCACAACUUGAUGUCUCACCUUCCUGUUUGGAAAAGGAGAACCACAGUAUUUUCCUACUCCCCUUCUUGUCUGACCUUCCUGUGAGCUGUUGAGAUGAAUAUUCCCAUUUUCAAUUUAUUUGUAUAAUGCCUUGCAGGAGAGGUACCCAGAGUGUCUGAAAACUACAGGCAAUGCUAUAAUAUGCAAAUAAUUUGAAGUGGCUGCCCUUUUUCUCUGGAGUUAAAGAUCAGUUGUAAGCUAAUACAGCAUGGGAUGAAAUCAAAAGGGGAAAGGGCCAGGGAUGGAUAAAGAGCUGUAGCACCAAAAGCCAGGGGUCUAAAUUUCUCACCAUAUGCAUAUGCACCUUUUCAGUUCAGAUGGAUGGCUGGAUAUAUGGAAAGCUGAUAAAACAAUUGUAAUGCAGGAUUUGAAGAGUGCAGGACGUGCAGAACUAGGGAGGAUGUUCCACACACAUUGCACAGGGCAGCCUGGGAAAUCCUACAGCUCCCUUGAGGGAAGAGGAGCUGAAAGGGAGAGCAUCAGCCAAAUUGAACUUGUAUUUGGGAGGUCUUUGGGUUAAUAGAGAAAUUGCUAUGAAGGUGCUGCCCAUGGAUGUGUGGUUGGGCUGGACAGACUUACAUGGAAGUGUCUCCAUGAACUGUUUCUCCCAAAUGAGCAUCAGGAUUCUGCCUCGCUGGUGAUCACCUGCAAGGUAUUUUUUUUAAAGCCUGAGGAAGUUUUUCAGAUAAUUAAUACACGCCAGCUCACCAUAAAACUGUUGUAAAAUAUGUGUUUCGUCCUGAAGCUCACUGAAGAGUGUUUGCAUGCUGCAUGAAACAAUAUCACAGUUGUCACAGAGCAAAGUAAAAGUGUUGCUCUCUGCCUGGAUUUGCACUGAGAGCAGAUCUCCUUUAGGAACGUGGCAGCAGGCUUCAUUCACACGAAAGUAAAUGAACAUCACUUCCCUUAUUUAAAUGAAGCUGCCUUUAGCAUGACAUAAAUGCAUAUUUACAUUAUUUUUAUUGUAUGAGUAAGGAACUGUGACCACUGCGUUAAAGAUGAUUCUGCAAAGAAAUUACUUGGUCAAAAUCUGUUAAAAAUCUGUGGUACUGAAGAAAAGAAUCUCAGUACUUGGCUGUGUAGUGAGGGACCUUGAUGAUUCACCUCCUGAGAGCAGUUAAGACAUCAGCUGAGAAUCAUUUAUUAAUUCUUUAAGAUAAAACCUACUACAGUUUACCUGAAUGUAAUCAGAUCCUAAUUGCUUAUUCAUUCAAGCAGUCCUAUUUUAAUCAACUACUCAUGUGUGUAAAACAAGCAGGGAGUUUACCUGAGGCUUUCAAAAUGCAUCUUCACGUUGCUGUUAAUAGGGGAAUACUUACAAAUAGUUUGGCCUUUUUUGGCCAUCAGUCAGCUAAGUAGUCAACAAAUGUUUUCUUUUCCACUUUAGGGGAAUUUAAUACACUUUUUUGAAAAAAAAAACCACCAACAAAGCAUUUAUUGUUUGGUUUGCUGUAGGCUUAGUUUUAAUGAACAUUUAAAUUUUAAUAUGCUUUAUGUUUUAUGUGGCAUUAUCUUCCAAUUGAUUUUUUUUUUCAAAGUAAAAACUUUUAAAUAGGAGCAGAAAUUUGCAUAAGAAAAAAAAUAUCUUUUUGGCUGGCUAAUUACUAAUUCCAGGGUAAUUAGUGGCAGGGUGUGUGGGGAGGUUUAGGCACUGGAACAGGCUCUCCAGGGCAGUGCUCACAGCACCAAGGCUGACAGAGCUCAAGAAGCAUUUGGAUGAUACUCUCAGGCCCACGGUGUGACUCUUGGGGAUGGGCCUGUGCAGGACUAAGGAUUGGACUCAAUGAUCCUUGUGGGUCCCUUCCAACUCAGCAUAUUCUGGGAUUUUGUGAACAUAAAAAAACCUCCUCUUUCCAAACUGACACAACAGACACGAUCCCAAGCUUUUCAUCCCCAUUAGAUGUCCAGAUCACAUUCUUCUGCUUAUAGCAAGGCCUCUUCUCAGAAAGCAAAAAAUUAGUCUCUAUAUCCAGCCAAAUUCCCUUUCCAUCUGGGCUGGGAGGCUCCAUCUGCAGACUGCUCCUAUCAGUUACAUCAGUAAGUGGGAAGGACUGAUGAAGAGUUCCACUUAGGAGCAGAUGGUGUUCCAGCUACUAAAAAAUGCCCCUAAAGUGCUGUAGGCAAGGAGUACCCAUUGAUCUUUCCUGGAAAUACUUUACUAAAGUAUUGGGUUUCUUCAAAUGCCUUUAGCUCCUCUGUAGAAUAAUUGUCCUCCUCUGUCUAGUAGGAGUUAUCAGCAAGGGGGAAGCAUGACCUUUACAGGAAGAAACAGAGGCAAAUUCGGUGUUGUUAAAUAUUUCUAAAUAAGCAACACCAGGGAGGAAGGUGUCAGCCUGCCACAAAUUAUCUGAACACUCACUGGUUUAGGAAUCUCAUUUCAUAACUAAUGGAAAUCACUCUGGCAGGUUCACGAAUGCAGCACCUAUCCCUUUAAAAUCUUUGCACUCCUGGGUAUUAAGGUAAGCAGGGUUUUGUCUGAGAAGUACCAUGUGCACAUAAGGCAUAGCAGAGUUAAUAAAGAGAAGCCCACCCAACACCUGGAGGGCUGAUGCUGAUGGUCUGUCUUUAUUCACCUGCUUGUGGGCUGGGCAAGAAGUAGGACCCUCACACAAAGAUAGCUGGCAGCAGAGCACAGGGGCUCAACCAGAAGACAUGUGCAGGUAAGUAAGAAUUAAAUAAGUAAUCCCUCAAGAAUUAUAACUGGGUGGUGCCCUUAGUAAGUAGAAAACCAGAAGCACUUUGCAUAUUGGUGCUUAUAAUUUGCUGGCAUUCUUUUCUGCGUGCAUUCAGAAAUUGUGUGGUGGUGUUAGUUGUAUUCGAGCAAGCCUGGGGUUUGUUGAUGGUGAACCUUGGGGUACUCACAAGAGUGAAGCUGUGUUAGUGCCAAAGGAUCACACAGGAGCUGUCUGUGGGCAUUAUGAUGUACUGUGCACAGCAGUCACGUAUUUACUGAAAAAAAGGCCUGUGUUUUGUUUCCUGACUAGGGGUAGUACUUUUGAGAAGGAAGUGUUUCAUUUUCAGCAGAUGUGUCUCAUUCUGUUCCUCCUUUCCUGAGAGGAUGCACAGAAUGGGACUUAACCAUAGGAGAGUGACAAAUAUUAUGUUAAAUAGCCAGCCACCAGAUUCAUAUGUGUUUUUCUGACUAUUUCUGUGAUAUUUAGCUGAAGACAGAGAAGCCUUUUGUAUAGCAUAAUCUACAGAAGUCUCAUGUCUGUUCUGGAUUAGAGUCUCGUGGGCAAACUCUCUAAAAGGGCCUGAAGGAGGAAGAAAAGGUCUCUCUCCACUGAAAGGCAGUGUUUCUGUGGAAGCCAUAAUAACGUGAGGCACACCCUCAGCCUUCGUAGGUCCCCACCUGGCCAAAAAUUUUUGAUUGCUUGCUGUCAUUUCUGGGAAUUCCUCAAGACAUGCAUCUGCCACUGCUGUUCUGAUUUACUGGCCGUAAAAAGACUGUAAACUUGAACUAAUGCAUGUUCUUGCCAUGUAUUAUGCAUGAUAGCAUGUUACCCAUUUUAUUCUCCACUAUAAUAAAUAAUGUAAGUUUUAUGUAAACUUGGUUCAGGCAGCAGGAGUAGUGCUUUUUCUUUCUCUCACAUCGUGUGUUGCCCAGAGCACUUUGCUGGAGCCUUGUCAUUGCCAUUAGCAGCUGGCAGCAAAUAAAUUGUUGAAACCAGGCUGGAAAUAUUUACUAAAUUUGACAUUUUUCACUGGAAUAUCAGGAAUAGUUCAGCUUGCUUUUGUUAACCUACUCUGGUACUCACAGUCACAAUUUUAUGUUGUGUUCCAAGGAAAUCUCCCAUCAGAGUGUAGCACUAGGAACAACUUUAUUGACACAGAUAAUGUCAGGAUGUUGGUGGGGCAGCGAUCCCAAAAUUUUUGCAUUUAUGGGAAUAUGUUUUUAAGGGGAAUUGAACGUGUAGAUUGGCUAAGAUGCCUGCAGAUUUUUUAAUAUUGUUGCUGCUGAAAAUAGUAUUUCUGGGGAUGGUCAGCAGAAAAAGAAAUUGUGUGCCCACUGCCCUUUUGGCUGAUAAUAUAAUAAUGUAAGGUUAUAAUACUUGUUGCUUCAUGUUUAUUCUGUGUAUUUCCAAAGCCUGUGUCUGUGUUAGCAAAAGAAUUAACUCAGCUGGAUUGGAUCUGUAGCCUGAAACUCUUGGUGCUAAGGACCUGAUGUCCACACUGUGCACAGUCUCUAGUUGGUCCCAUGGGCUGAGUGCCACUAGUGAUUGGAGCACAUCUUCUGGUUCCAUCCAAAAGGAAUCUGGUUCACAUCCUCAGGAACACUCCAUCAUGCAAACUAAAGCUCUUUAAUUGAGGCCACUGCACUGGACUGUCCCACGUGAAAGUGAAAUUCCUGCUAGCCCAUCUUUUGGCUCAAGCUUUGAAUGGGUGGGGUUUUGUUUGUUUGUGGUUUUUUUUCAUGGGUAUUUUUCUUUCAAAUCUGAGAUCUGAUUCCUCCUGUCCGAUCCUGGGAAUCAGGGGCUCCUGACUCUUCCUAAAAUUACCAUCCACAUGUGCUCCAUAAGUCAGGAGUGUGAUACAGCACAAAGUGAUCCAGCAUGGGUACAGCAUGGAAAGUGCUUUGUUUGAUGAAGAGUUAAUGUGAUUCUGCUUGUGGGUGUAAUUUUAUCCCGAACAUGCUGGGUGCCUGCUAAUGCAUGCAUUGUUUUUACAGUCUGCAGGACACAUAAAAAUUCCCUUCAUCGUUUUCCCAGGGUAUUUUUGUUCUUGUGGCCUUCCAGUUGCAUCUGUGUAUACAUGCAUAUGUGCAUAUAUAUACAGGGCACAAGCAUUCUUCUGCUCUUAGGCAGUUCCUGCUAUGUGCUGUUAACAUAAACUUAUUUAGGCAGUUCAUGGUACACUAUUUAUUACAUGUAUUCUUUGGUUGCCUUUUUGUAAUGCUGACAGGUGUAUUGAUAGCAGAUAUCACUGUAGACCUAGAAAACUUUCAUACUAUUUAUACUUAUUUUAGAUGUUCUGCCUUGUGUUUUUUUCUUGCUAUAUGUUACUUAGGUUUUUUUUCUCCCAUUUGGAGAAUGUGCUUCUAUGUAUUUGCAAAAUUGUGCCUGGGUAAUUUUAAAACAUGAAUAAAUGUAUAUGGUUUUCCAA